Malaya genurostris is the source of this 2691-nucleotide messenger RNA. RefSeq lists its product as uncharacterized. The record is from RefSeq and is a predicted model, not a curated record. The transcript has 2 exons. NCBI's taxonomy places the organism in Eukaryota, Metazoa, Arthropoda, Insecta, Diptera, Culicidae. The coding region runs from base 1 to 2691 and encodes 896 amino acids.
AUGGCUAAUUUGAAACAUUUUGUUGAAAAUUACAAUGAGGAUCGUGAUAAAGGACACCUCGAGGGAUGGAAGCAACGAGUAGAAGGUUUAUAUAAAGAUUUUCAGGCGAAUCGUCUUCAGAUUGAAAUUAAAAAUGAUGAUGUUAAAAUUCUCGAGACGGACGAAGAAGGACAGCGAGUCACGGAGGAAGCCAAUCGUCUUGUUCGUCAAGGGUUUGAAAGAGACUUUAUAAUGGUUUGUAGUUUUCUUACCAACGAGCUUCGAAAAUCGAACUUUAUGCUGCCUUUAGCAAUUCCAUCUACGUCUGUGAAUCAAAUGUCGACUACCGAAAGCUCUUUUUCGCGAAUCAAACUUCCUGAAGUAAAACUUCCCACCUUCGACGGAACAGUGUCCGAAUGGAUUACUUUCCGGGAUACAUUCAAAUCGCUAAUUGAAUCAAACUCACAACUAUCCCAAAUCGAUAAAUUCACAUAUUUGGUAGCAUCGCUUUCGAAGGAUGCACGGAAGGUAAUCGAAUCAGUCGAGCUCACCGCUGUAAAUUACUCCGUUGCCUGGAACCUGUUGGAAAGACGGUUUGACAAUAAGAAGCUCGUAGUCAAAACGUUCAUCGAUGCACUGUUUGCUAUAGAUCCUAUGAAACGGGAGUCUUAUGAGGCUCUCAUCAGCCUAGUGGAUGAUUUUGAAAGGAACCUGUGCAUGAUAGAUAAGAUGGACAUCCCAACGGACGUCAGUUUACCGAAACGAUCCUCGAUUAUUGGACAACUAGGAAAGUCGAAGGAAAUUGCCACUCGAAGGUUCUUUAGCUUAGAGCGUCGGCUUUUAUCCAAACCAGAUCUUAGUUCAGCAUACACAAGGUUCAUUAACGAGUAUCAUCAGUUGAAUCAUAUGCGAGAGAUAGAGGAGACUAGUGCAACGAUUGACGAUUGUAUUUCAUACUACUUGCCUCAUCACGGAAUUGAAAAGGCGGACAGCACGACAACAAAACUACGGGUAGUAUUUGAUGCCUCGUGUCGAUCUGACAGUGGAGUGUCUCUGAACCAAGCGUUGAUGGUCGGUCCAAUCAUACAGGACGAUUUGUUGGCAAUUAUUCUGAGAUUUCGGAUGUAUCGGUUUGUAAUUAUUGCAGAUAUCGAGAAAAUGUAUCGCCAAAUACGAAUACAUCCUUCUGACUAUCCUCUACAACGAAUCCUUUGGCGUGCUACAACUUCUGAGCCUCUUCGCACCUUCGAACUAACGACAUUGACUUACGGUACGGCCUCUGCACCGUACCUAGCGACAAAAUGCCUACAACAGCUGUCACAGGAUGGUUCGAAUGAAUUUCCUCUCGCGUCACCGGUCCUGGCGAAGGAUUUUUAUAUGGACGACUUGCUAACGGGAGUCAGUGAUGAAGAAAAGGGCGAAGAACUUUGUCGUCAACUAUUGGGUUUGCUGAAAUCGGCCGGCUUCAACCUGUGCAAAUGGGCAUCCAAUUCAUCAACCAUUUUGUCGAAAAUUCCCCUUGAACUGCGUGACAAACGAACAUCGUUUUCGCUCGAUUCUCCUUUGAUGACAAUCAAAACAUUGGGAUUACAGUGGCAGCCGUCCGAUGAUAAGCUUCGCUUCUCCGUUCCUGUCUGGCCUAAUGAAAGUACGAUAACACGUCGUGUCGUCUUGUCGGACACUGCGAGGCUCUACGAUCCUCUUGGGUUGAUUGGUCCCGUCGUAGUGUUGGCAAAAAUAUUCAUUCAAUCACUUUGGCGCACAUCAAAGAACUGGGAUGACCCGUUGGACAACGCCCAGCAGAAAUAUUGGCUCCAAUUUCGCAACAGCUUAGAAGAGUUGGCUUCUAUAUCUAUACCCCGAUGGGUGACAAGCGCAAGUGCCCCAGUACUAGUUGAAAUUCACGGUUUCUGUGACGCAUCCGAGAAGGCCUAUGGAUGUUGUCUCUAUCUAAGAACAGUUUCAAAUGAUGGAUCAAUUUCGGUACGAUUGAUGGCCGCCAAAUCGAAGGUGGCACCACUUGGUAAUUCGAAAAAACAAGGACGUAUCUGUCUUCCAAGGUUGGAACUUUCUGCUGCGCUGCUGUUGAGCCAUUUGUACCACAAGGUUGUCACAAGCACUGCACUUAAUAUCAAAUCAUUUUUCUGGACUGACUCGAUGAUAACGCUGUUUUGGCUCAAUUCCCGACCGUCUCGAUGGAAAACCUUCAUCGCAAAUCGAGUGUCCGAAGUUCAGCACCUUACGGUUGGUGGCAUUUGGGCACAUGUACCGGGCAUCGAAAAUCCGGCAGACUUAAUUUCUCGCGGAUUGUAUCCCAGCCAGCUGAAGGAGAUGAAAAUCUGGUGGGAUAGUGCACCAUGGCUGGAGAAAUCGUCCCGCUUCUGGCCACCGUUGACUCCCCAAGCAUCUGGCUGCUGGCCUAGCGACAUUCUGGAAGAAAGAUUAGUAUCUCUACCGGUUCACGUGCAGCCUCCAAAUGAAGUAUUCUCGCUUCGAUCGUCGUUUACCGCUCUUGUUCGACUCGUAGCACUUUUGUUGCGGUUUAAUCACAAUCUCAAACCAGAAAAUCGUAAUAAUCGAAGAUUAGGCUUUCUAAACACCGUUGAAAUAGAGGACGCAGUGAAAUCUCUGGUUCGACUAGCACAGUUAGAAAUAUUUUCAAAGGAUAUUGAAGCAGUACAAAACAACGGACAGGUUAGCCCAAAUUCCUAA